UCCUAUUUAUAAUGAAAGUUUUGGGGGCUAAAGUGUAAUUUAGAGAAACUCAAAAGGCAUUUUCUCAACCUUAUUCAUUCCGCCGUCACCGUCGCCGUCGGUGAAAUCUACCCUCCUCGAAGAUACCCGAAUACUACCCAAAAGCUCGAUUCUUUAACACUUUCUCGGGAUCAUCCUCAAUCCUCAGUGGCCUGUCAAUGUCCAAGAUGACGUCAUCAAGAACCGCUGACAUCAUGCGUGUGAGCUCGCAUCGUGAGGUCUACGACCCCUGCGACGACUCAUUCGCUCUAGUCGACGCACUACUCGCCGACCAAACCAACUUAAUAAACCACAACCCUAAACUCUGUAUGGAGAUCGGCUGCGGAAGCGGAUACGUCAUCACUUCCCUCAUCCUCCUCCUCAAAGACAAUCUCCCCAACGUUCAUUACAUUGCCACAGACACGAACCCCAUCGCCGCACGUGCGACGAACGAGACUCUGCAAGCUCACGGCGUCUCUGCCGAGAUUGUAUGCACGGACAUAGCUUCUUGUCUGGAGGAGAGGCUCGCCGGGUGUGUAGACGUGGUGGUGGUGAACCCUCCUUAUGUCCCCACGCCUGAGUACGAGGUUGGUGUUGAAGGGAUAGCCUCUGCUUGGGCGGGAGGGGAGAACGGGAGGAGUGUUAUCGAUAGAGUGUUGCCUGUGGUUGAUGGUUUGCUUUCUGAAAAGGGUUGGUUCUACUUGGUGACGUUGACUUCGAACUACCCGUCUGAGAUUUGUUUGGUGAUGAGGAAGAGAGGUUACGCGUCGAGGAUCGUGGUGCAGAGGUCGACGGAGGAGGAGAAUCUUAUUAUUCUUAAGUUCUGGAGGGAGGAAGAGGAGGUGGAGAGUGUGGACAAGGAGGCGUCACCGGUGUCGUUUGUGAAGCAGUUUUCGAGGUCUUUGUCAUCGUUUAUGGAGAAACAGUGGCGAUGAAAUGAUGUCAGGAGCUUUCUUUGUUGAGACAACUUGACAUGUAUUUUUUUCUAGUGUUCGAUUGUUAUGAAAAUCCGGUUCUGUGUUGGUCUAUCGGUUUUGUAGAUUACUAAUACGAAUUUGAUUACAACUGCUUAGUAAAAGUUUAUAUAUAAUCGAACAUGAUUACAAA
Raphanus sativus (radish) is the source of this 1125-nucleotide messenger RNA. RefSeq lists its product as uncharacterized. The transcript is spliced from 2 exons. Lineage: Eukaryota; Viridiplantae; Streptophyta; Magnoliopsida; Brassicales; Brassicaceae. The coding region runs from base 198 to 953 and encodes 251 amino acids. Gene Ontology annotation, biological process: methylation. The record is from RefSeq and is a predicted model, not a curated record. Gene Ontology annotation, molecular function: nucleic acid binding; protein methyltransferase activity; S-adenosylmethionine-dependent methyltransferase activity. Gene Ontology annotation, cellular component: eRF1 methyltransferase complex.